This is a messenger RNA of Caenorhabditis remanei, 1572 nucleotides long. RefSeq lists its product as uncharacterized. NCBI's taxonomy places the organism in Eukaryota, Metazoa, Nematoda, Chromadorea, Rhabditida, Rhabditidae. The record is from RefSeq and is a predicted model, not a curated record. Gene Ontology annotation, biological process: intracellular protein transport; vacuolar transport. The coding region runs from base 1 to 1572 and encodes 523 amino acids. Gene Ontology annotation, cellular component: cytoplasm. The transcript has 9 exons.
AUGGCCCUGCGAAGAAAGUUCACUUUCGAGCUACCUGAAGAUAGCUAUUGGAACGAAUCCGACUCGAAUUCAUCUGGGCUCUUCGAUGAUUUACAAUCAAAACAACUUCAAGCUCGAGCAGCCGUCGACAAUCUGUUUGGUGGCGAUGAGACUCCGAAGCCGUAUGUUCCGUCACAGAAUCCAACACCAGUUCCGGGAAGUGUAGCUCCACCACAAAUCGAUGUGAGAGCUGCCGCAGCUUCUGACAAAACAAAUAUCCGAUUAACAGACACUUCGCCGAAGGCGUCAGGAAAAAUUGUCGAUGAUUUUCUGAACAUGAAAUUCGCAGAUAACGUGAAACAUGCGCCGAUUCUGCAAUCUGCGCCGUCUGUUGUAUCUGAAGCGAGUGCAAGUAGUUUACCAAGUGAAGCACAGAGACUGGAUUUGGAUUAUAAUCGAUUGAGGCAAGAGCAUCGAAAACUGAAAGACCAACACGAAGUUUUGCGUCACGAAAGGUUCCAACCGCUGACAAUAGAGUCAAGUAUCAAAAGAAUGCUUCAAGGACAUAUAGUACCACUCGACUGCUAUAGAUCACUUCGAGACAAGACUUUGCUCCUGAAACAAGCAGUUUCAACAUGCGACAGUAACACUAUUUUUAAAAUCGUGAUAUUUUUGGAAAGGACGCUCAAAGAAAAUAUCUUCUUCAAAAUCAUGGAUGAUCAGAAAAGUGCUUGCAGAGUCUAUACACGGCAUCUGCAAAUUACCAGCAACUGGGAAAAGAUGAACAAGUUUCUGAGAGGAGUUGGCCAAUAUCAACAUGCAUCAGUCAUCGAGUUCGAAUCGACACGUAAAUACAAAAAGAAUCCAGACAAACGAGUUCCUCUGUUGCGAACAAUGUUGCAUGGCAGUUUCUCAAUUCCAGAAAUGAAGUUCGAAGCGAGACAGGUGGAGACGUUGAUGAGAAAUUAUGAGAUACAGUUGCAGAUGGAGAAAAUGGAUGCUGGUGGUAAAGGAGAGCAUUUCCGCAAGUUCCCGAAGACGACUUCACUUAUCGGAUUGCCAGCUUUAUCGACACUUUACUAUUCGGCUAUGUACCACUUUGAUGACUCGUCGACAUCAUCAGCUUCUCUUCCUUCCGUUCAAACCCUCAUUCGGUUCAACGAUCGCCUUGCUCUUCAAACCAUCGUUUCCGCGUUGACAAGACAAAGCCGGUGGCCUGAUAUUGACAAGCUUCUCCAGCCGAAAACAAUUACGAUGACCUUCAGUGCUGCAAAAAGUGUGUUCAAAGGGAAGAAAUCAACAAGCAAAUGGGGUGUCUCCAUCAACAAUCACAAUUUGCUAACCAUUAUACGGCGAUCUCAUCCUUCUCCGCCGACUGAUUUCAUCUAUCGCAUUUUGAAAGGCGAAAAUGAUGCACAAGAACGUCUCCGAUUGGCUCUUCUCUUCGAUGCACCGGAAAUGGUGAUUGAGUGUAUGACACAGAAAGGAGAUCGGAUAUCGUUGGCGUCCUAUACAAAAUCAUUGAAACCAAAUUCGGUUGAAUCGUUUAAGGCGGUUGCUGCUCUCAAUAAUCCUUCUAUUAAAUGGAAGUGA